GAAAACAAGGGAAGGAAAAUUCGCCGUGGUCGCAGGGAGGUUUCCAAUUUUUCCCAUCGAGCACAAUGAACAGGGGAACAAACGUGGUUCCCACAGCGAGCAGAUCCCCAUAGGAGCUGAUGGAGCAUCUGUCUGCGAUGUGACCGGCUUCAAGUUACGGAAUGCAGCUGAGUCUAGAGGAAGAGUUGCGGCUCCCGUCAUCGGAUCUUCGGAGCCACGGUUGGUAUCAUGGGCCCAUACCGCGGUCCGUCGCGGAAACGCUCCUCACCACCGACGGACAGUUCUUGGUGCGCGAUUGUCUCUCCCAAGUGAACGACUACGUUUUGUCUUGCCACCAUUCCGGAACGAAGCUCCACUUCAUCAUAAAUCGCGUGUAUAUCCUGCCAAAUACCCUUUAUGAGAGGGUACAGUUCCAGUUGGAGGACGAUCUAUUCGACACGAUUGCCGAUUUGGUCACGUUUUACGUUGGCAAUAAGCAACCGAUCACUCUGCGCUCCGGAGCUCACAUCUCGAAACCGGUCCUCAGGAAGGUUAGCCUGAGUGUCCACAUCGAGGCCCCACCUCCGCCGAAACCCGAACGGAACUACAGCUCCACUCAGAUCAAGGAACGACGGAUACUUCGCAAGGAAUAUUCAAAAACCCCUUUCAAGGCGGUCGAUGAGUCGUCGGGCGAAGUGACCUUCGGUUCCGUAGAGUUCAGCAAUAAUGGGAUGAACGAGUGCCUACUCCGAAAAGUCCAAAAUGAGCUCAGAGACAAUGGUGCGAGGGUGCUCGCACGGAGUCUGACCCUUGUGCAUGUGCGGCUGCUCCAGCUGGAUACGAAGACUGAAGGAGCUCUCGGAGCUCAGAGCUGCCUUGAAAUUCUGUCUUUGCCUCACGGGGAAAAAUUGAGGAGACACCUCUUCGACAGAGCCGAGUACCUAAAACUGCUGGUGAUCGCCUCGAUCGCGGUCGAGGACAACCAGGAGAUCGCUCUCGAGAUUCUCACAAAAUGGAUCCAGAUCGCUGCAGAGGUGAAAUCAGCUUUCGGAGACCUCUUCGGGUUCCAGUGUCUGAUGAGAGGUCUCAUGUCGCCAAUCGUGACGUCAAUGAAGAAAUUAUGGUUCGACUUGAGACAGAAAAACACCAAUCUGGCGCUACUCUUCGAAACGAAAUUACGCCAGGAGAUCUCCGCGCUUCUCGACCACUGCGAUAGUAUGGCUCCGAAUACGUGUGUACCGAAUGUUUAUUUCUACGUUAGUCUGCUGGUUCAAUUGAGUCAACGCUUAGAACGCAUUCAAAUCGACAAGAUGGGACCUGAUUCGGGCCUAGGAAGUAUUUUGUGUCACCUUGAACUCCUGCGGUCACUCAUCAGCCAGACGGAGCGUUUUAGAAAAAAUGCGCAAAGCGUCCUGACUUCGGUCACGUCACUUGACAGGAGUUUUGCCUUCUUCGAGACGGCGGAUUUGAUCGCUCUCUUUAACACCGAAGAUUACAAAAACUUCAACGAUUCAGAGAAGAAACAGAGUCUUACACAGACUAUGGACUGCCUUUCUCGAAGGCUCCUGAACUGA
This is a messenger RNA of Galendromus occidentalis (western predatory mite), 1553 nucleotides long. Its product is annotated as SH2 domain-containing protein 3C. The coding region runs from base 162 to 1553 and encodes 463 amino acids. The transcript is spliced from 2 exons. The record is from RefSeq and is a predicted model, not a curated record. Gene Ontology annotation, biological process: positive regulation of peptidyl-serine phosphorylation; small GTPase-mediated signal transduction. NCBI's taxonomy places the organism in Eukaryota, Metazoa, Arthropoda, Arachnida, Mesostigmata, Phytoseiidae. Gene Ontology annotation, molecular function: guanyl-nucleotide exchange factor activity.